Messenger RNA from Drosophila pseudoobscura, 2761 nucleotides. Its product is annotated as bifunctional lysine-specific demethylase and histidyl-hydroxylase NO66-like. Bases 196 to 2547 code for a protein of 783 amino acids. NCBI's taxonomy places the organism in Eukaryota, Metazoa, Arthropoda, Insecta, Diptera, Drosophilidae. The transcript has 2 exons. The record is from RefSeq and is a predicted model, not a curated record.
UGACCCUCAGAAAUAUACCGAAAUAUACCGCCUCUUUUUAAAAAAAAUUCCGAAGAAACGAAAGCUUGCCAAAACCAGCCAGAGGUUAAAAUAUAAUUUUGCGGUGAAAAUUAAGUCUUCUAUUUUUGUGGAACAAGCGAUUUGAUGUAACUGGUAUUUGACAAUCGACUGAUUGUAGAUUAUAACAGUUUAAAGAUGUUCGACAAGAAUAAAAAGGUUUCGGUCUUUGCCGCCUAUCGCGGCUCCGCAACCUCAAAAAAUUAUGUACAAAAAGGAACAAAGAAUUUCGACAAAAAUGGUGCCGCCAAAAAUAACAACAGGAACUUGGCCUCCAAAAAUGGGGGAAAGCUGAAGGGUCCGCUAAAAAGGAGCGGUAGCUAUAGCGACGGCGACAACGGCAGCAGCAGCAGCAGCAGCGGCGAAGACGAGGAGGACGGCAGCACCGACAGCAGAGAAACUCCGGCUAAUACUCGUGAGUCACUGAAGCGUCGCAACGAUGAGGCGGAGGGCAGCAAGCCCAUCGGCGCCAAGCGUACUUCAUUCACUCCAGUCGGCCAGAAAGACGAGGAGGACGACAGCACCGACAGCAAUGGUGAAUUGUAUGAUUCGUCCGAGAGUGGCGAGGAAUACACGCUGAACAGCCACUCGUCUCAAUCCUCGCCAGAAACUCCGGCUAAUACACGUGAGUCACUGAAGCGUCGCAACGAUGAGGCGGAGGGCAGCAAGCCCAUCGGCGCCAAGCGUACUUCAUCCACUCCAGUCGGCCAGAAAGACGAGGAGGACGACAGCACCGACAGCAGUGGUGAAUUGUAUGAUUCGUCCGAGAGUGGCGAGGAAUACACGCUGAACAGCCACUCGUCUCAAUCCUCGCCAGAAACUCCGGCUAAUACUCGUGAGUCACUGAACCGUCGCAACGAUGAGGCGGAGGGCAGCAAGCCCAUCGGCGCCAAGCGUACUUCAUCCACUCCAGUCGGCCAGUCGACAUCGGCUGCCAGCAAGAAGAAUACGGUUCCAGUCAAGGUGGAGGUGGCGUCGCCAAACCGCGCGUUGCUGUCCCCACAGUCGAUCGAGAUGGAACCAGGGGACAGCAUGUUUUGCAGAAUUAAAAUCGGUGUAAUUAAAUCUGUUCAACCCGGAGGUGAUGUAGGAGCAGAGGCUGGCGCUGGUCAGGCCGUAAACCGCCUGGAGCCAUGCCAUGAAGUGCACAAGGAAAACAGCAUUGAAGUGGGAAAGCGGACCCUGGCUCAGCUCAUUGCUCCGAUGACUAUGGCCACUUUUUUGCGUGACCACUGGGAAAAGAGUCCAUUUAGAGUGAUAACAACGACCUCAGGUGGAUUCUCCAAUCUAAUAUCGUUCAAGAUGAUCGACAAAAUGCUGAUCCAGAACCACGUGGAGUAUACCACCAACAUCGAUGUAACAAGCUAUGAGGACGGCGUGCGGAAGACCUUGAACCCUGACGGUCGUGCCUUGCCCCCUAGCGUUUGGGCCCACUAUCAACGCGGCUGCAGCAUCCGUAUCCUGAAUCCCUCCAGCUACCUUGUCCAGCUGAGGCAGUUGUGCGUCAAGCUGCAGGAGUUUUUCCAUUGCCUGGUGGGGGCCAAUGUCUACCUGACGCCCCCCGAGAGCCAGGGAUUCGCACCGCAUUACGAUGAUAUUGAAGCCUUUGUUCUCCAGGUGGAGGGCAAGAAGCGCUGGCGCAUCUACGCCCCCACCAAAGAACUGCCCCGUGAAUCGUCGGGCAACCUCAGCCAGACCGAAUUGGGCGAUCCCAUAAUGGAUAUAGUACUGAUGCCCGGCGAUCUCUUAUACUUCCCACGCGGCUGGAUCCACCAGGCCAUCACUGAGAAGGACUCCCAUUCGCUGCACAUUACCCUCAGCGCCUACCAGCAGCAAUCGUACGCCAAUCUGAUGGAGAAGCUCAUGCCCCUGGUUGUUAAGGAGAGUGUCGAGCAGACCUUGAAGCUGCGCAAGGGGCUUCCGCUGGACAUCUUUCAGAACCUUGGCGUGGCCAACGCCGAAUGGAACGGCGUGCAUCGCCAAAAGUUGAUACAGCAUAUCCAGAAUCUAGCACAGCGUCUGAUGCCCACCGAGGGUCAGAUCGAUCGGGCCUUGGACCAAUUGGCCAUAAAAUUCCAGCACGAGGCCCUGCCACCCACCAUUGCGCCCCAGGAGUUGAAACGCACUGUAUACGGUGCACAGGCUACCGCCGAUAAGACUGGCCAUUGCUCACUUGAUUACGAACUCGCAGAGGGGACUGCAGUGCGUCUGCUGCGUGCCAAUAUCGUACGCCUGACGGUCGACGAGGGUGUCCUGCGCUGCUACUACUACACGGACAAUGGUUUGGAGUAUUGUAAAUAUGAGCCAAACUUCUUUGAGCUGGAACCGUUCCAUGGUACUGUUAUUGAGACGCUAAUUCAUGCCUAUCCCGAUUAUACAAAGAUCAAAGAUCUACCCCCGAUGGGAAACGAUGAAGACCGCUUGGAGUUUGUCGAAGCCCUCUGGGAGCGCGGAAUCCUUAUGGUUGAGAAGCCCUUCAAAAAAGUAUAGGCUCGGGAAUUCUUCCCCCCUCAAAAUAAACGAACCCAAAGCGAGAGUCUAGUCCUAGUAAUCUAAGAUAUUCCCUGUUCUGUUCACCAUUUGUAAUUUUUGUUAGCCCGCAGUGUCUUUAAUGUUAUGUGUCGAGUCCUAGGGCAGCGCCAACAGCAUGAAAAUUAACAAGAACAUUAAUUAAAAGAACAAAUAAAUAAUCCAAGGGAUGCAA